GUAGCGUAGCACAGGCUACCAAGUUGGAACGUGUCACAAUUCAGCAGCCAACAAACAAACUGUGUACUCGACUGUGGAGUCUGCCCUGCUGGAGGUCAUUGAACCCACGAAUUGGCAUUACCUAACGCCGAAGAGUAUGUAGCGGGUACUGUAGUAGUUGACUUACUAACUGGUAGUCCCUAGGUAGUAGUUGACUUACUGACUGGUAGUGCCAGGUAAUAGUUGACUUACUGACUGGUUGUGUCUGCUACAUUAAUAUUGCCGGCAGAAAUGAUUGUUUCUGAAACCAAUAAAAUAUUUUAGUAUAAUUAAUGAAUUUCUCGUAGAAUCAUAAAAUCCUGGUGGUUGGAUGUUAUGUGUAGUGUGAGUAGAUUGAAUACAAAUUUAGUAAUUUUAAGACAUUUUUUCUCCGGCUGUUCUGAAAUCCUAGAGUGCCCCCUCCGAGGUGAACCUCUGGGUCCGCCACUGGCUUGUUGUUUUUAAGUUACGGUGUUUCAAAGUUACGAUGUUUCUAAGUUAUGUGGUGUUUUCAAGAACUUAUUUUUUAAGUUAUGACUGAUGAGGAAAACGUAUCAAUCAUUACACUUAUAAUACAUGUUUACAUUAUUGCAAUCAGCCUGUGCAUGAUUUCCUUUCACGAAUGGCUUGUUUCAAAACGCAGUCUGUGCUUUCCACGAUGGAAAUAACUUUUUCAAUUUUCAAUGUGUUGGUUGUUGUGGGGUUGGGUCCACCGAAUUUUGUGCUUGUUUUUUUUUUUUUUUUUUUUUUAAUGAAGAAAUGUUUUGUUGACCAUCGCCUACGUUAAAUUUCGUUUUAGAUCAAUCCCGCCCAUAAUAUUGCAAAACGAAACGUACUGAAACAUCCAUAUAACUUAAUGAAAAUUAGCUGAACAAUAGAAAAAAAUACGUAUAAGUCCUAAAGAUUUGUUUUCAUUCUACAAGAAAAUUCAAGUGUUUGUUGAAUUUUGUUUAGACAAAUUUAGCCACUGCAAGGAAGGCUCCAAACUGUUAAAAAAAUGAUCACUCUUAACAUUUUUGGCCCAUCCGGAGUUCUUUAAAUGAUUUUGCAGAAUUUUUUAUACAGAGAGAUUUUGCUUGCAAAGUGAAUUUCGAAAAGGGAAAGGGGGAAAUUUUGGCUAAUUUUGUAAGUUAGCGUUGGUUCAAAAUGGUAAUAAUUUUUACGUUCGAAGGUCAACCAAUAUGGCGGUUUUAACGUACUUCAAGAUCAUCCAAAACCGUAAUCCCGUGCCAGAACGUACUGAGUUAUACUACUUUGUACAAUCGGAACAGUUCCAUCGUUGAUUGGCAUGCGCGCGGCCGCUACAUAGGGAUUAAAUCAUGCCAUCGUGCAUUAAGUCAUUUUUCGAUGUAAUUUUGUAUUUGUGUGGUACAGUCUAUGCCCAAACGCAAGUGAUUCGUUUCUAAUGUACUCGGCGUUUGUAGGGAAGCCUAAGAUGUACAUCAAGUUCUGUCCCUGCCCGAACACGCCCGAAUACUAACCUUCGGCCAAUCUCGGGUUCAUUUAAAAUAUAUUUAUAUUUCUCUGUUUAUUUUAAUGUGGCUAUACUAACCUAACUAACAGUCCAUAGUGUUUUAAAUUGUUUUAAUGUAGCUAACCUAACCGACAACUUUUAAUAUUUGAAUUCAUUUUUCCUGCGCAAAAAUAAAACAAAUCCCGAGGUUGGCCGAAGGUGAAUAUUCGGGCGUGUUCGGGCAGGGACAGAGCUUGAUGGACAUCUUAGGCUUCUCGCGUUUGUAGUCUUCGCCUCCUGACCGCGUCAUAACAAAACAUUGAUGAAAUGAUUGCAUACUUUUAUGAAUAAAAUUGAAUCAUUUUUAUUUUAAUAAAAAAAGAAUAAAUACUUGAAUUUAUACUAGUAAUCAGAUUUUUAAAAUGCAAGAAUAAUUAACCUUAUUUGCCGAAAUUGUUGUUGUAAUAAGCAAUGCAAACUACAUUAACUUUUCAUUUCACUUUAUAAACAGUCGACGAAACAGUUCACGUGUAGAUGACUUGUAAUUAAUUUAAAAAAACUGGCGUUUAGCUAUAAAGUUUAAAUAUAAUUAUGAACAAGUGUUCAUAUAAAUAACCUGUAAUCAAAUAUCUAUCAUCAAUUAUAUGAGUCACCAUAAUUUUUUAGUCAAUUGUUACAUAACCUAUUAUUAAUGCACUCGCCGACAGCGUAACGGAACAGUGUGCGAAACGGGACACUAUUUCGUGCGUGCAGCCGGCGUUCAUCGAUUUAUUAGACGUCACGUCAAAAAAAAAUAUCGCGCGUGUUCGCAGUUACGAUCAUUGGACGAUGUUUUACAGGUCGAAAAUGAAUGACCCAACAGCAUGUGCAAUAGAACUUCUGGAAUAAAUUUACAGGAGGAAAUCUCUUUAUUAGUAGUAACGAUAAGAAGAAAAAAAUUAAAUUAUAGCUAAACCAGGCUUCGAAAUUUACACAGGUGUUUGAAGCUGUGACUAGUCAUUUUUGGAAAUGCGAUAUGAGGGUUGUUAUCCCCCUUUAAAAGGUAGUUUCCAAAGUUACUUUGCUUCCAUAAUUUCAUGGUUUUGCUCAGUUUUAAAUAAAUUCAUAAUAUAAUUAUUGUUCAAUGUUUAUAAAGCGUUUUAUAACUUUAAAUGUUUUUAGUGUCAAUUCUAGAAUGAACUUGAGCAUGAAAUAGUGUUAUAUACUGUUUUAAAUUAAUGGUUUUUGUGUGUAGCAUUUGACAUUUAUUACUUAAUUGUUUGUAUAUAAUUCAUAAAUAAAAGUAUUAGAUUUCCGAAAUCCCGAUAAACUCAGGUUUUUUUUAAUGAUUGUGGGUAAACCAAAUUAUUUUAUUGAUUUAUGAAUUAUGUACAAAAAAUAAUACUUUUAAAAAGCUUCACACAAAGGAUUAAUUUAAAACUGUAUGCAAUACGAUUACAUGCUCUCAGUUCAUGCUAGGGUUGAUGUAAAAAUUGGCCUUUAAGUAAUGGGCUAUGUGUUAAAUCUGUAAAACACUUUAUAAACAGUUAACUUUAAACCGUUGUUAAUUUCUAUUUAAUAUAGGUAUAAUCUGUGAAAUGUUGUCACAACGUUGCAUUCGAAUACCCGCGUGUUUUUAUAUACCUAUUUCACACCUGUAACCGGUAAAAGUAUAGAUAAAAAUACAUAUAAAUUAUUUUUUAUGUGUUCAUCUACAGUUAUAGGUAGUAAGAUAUAGACAUAGAUGUAUAGAGUUAUAGAGAUAUAGAGAGAUCUAAAUAAAGAGAGAGAGAUUGACAAAUAGAUAGAAACAUAAAUACAUAAAGAGAGAUAUAGAGUGGUUUUUAUGUUAUAUGUGUACCUAUUUCAAACAAAUUAUUUUAAUUUAAGAGGCAUUAGUAACGCAAGCUGGGAAUUAGCUAGUUUAUAGUAACGAGCGAAAACACGAGACUAUGGAAGCAAAUGAACUCAGGACUCGCCCUCUGAACAGCCGCGGGUAGUCGCGCUACUGGUCUGCGCCGUCACAAAUAUUUAACUCCGCCGCCGGUAUUUACCGCCGUCCUUUGUGCGCGCGGGGGUGGGGGGGGGGGGGGGGGGGGUUAUCCGAGGUCAGUGCCGGGGAGGGCUGCCUUAAGGCCCUUUCUCUCACGCCGUCAAUAGGUAUCAUCAUUCAAAGGCUCUUUCUGAAAUUUUUAACACGUUACCUCCCACGCAUGUUUUUUUUUUCUGUCUCACUAAUAUUUGCGACAGAUAUUUACUUAGGUUGGCAAAUUGUGUGAAAAGUGGCGCAAGUGAUUACGAACUAUUGCGUGACUUUUUAAAUACUCAUAUUACACGUAGUGAACAUCUGUUGAAAAAUUUUUGUGACAACAAAAAAUUUAAAUUCAAGAAAUGUAUCAUGCUAAACAUACAGAAAUAUGUAGCCAUUAAAUAAUAUUGAUGACAACAAAACAAAAAAUAAAUAAAACAUGACGUGUAAAACCUAGUCUUAAAAGGGGGUAAAUUUCCGAAAUUGUUUAAUUCGCCGUAAUCCUGUAUUUUCGCCGGGUCUUUCAAAUUUAAUUAAUAGUGUUACGAGGAGGCCAGAGACGGCUGGAAGCGGCGCGCCGGCAGCGAUUAUCUCCGGGGAAACCCCGCUGCGACCAGGGAGUGCCCGCGCCUCCCUCCCCUCCCCUCCCAGCGGAGUCCAGGCGCCUCCUUGUCUUUCUGGAGGGUUCUACGAGUCCCGAGAGCAGCGUAACUAGGACGCCACUGUUCUGGCGGCCUGACGACGCGACACGGCCGAGGGUUGCGGGAGUGUGAGAGCAGUGGAGUGAAGGGGGCGAGUGUGGCUCCCUUGGCGAGCGAUGGCGGGCGACGAGAGACUGACCUCGCGUGCGUAGGGGUCGUUACCACAACGCCGAAAUACCACAACGCCGAACGUACAAUAACGCCGAAUGCCAAAUUGACCGCAACGCCGACAGCUAGAAAACUGCUGUGUACCACAACGCCGAAAUACAGUAACGCCGAAAAAUGUUGCUGCGGGGAGGGGCCACAGGAGCAAAAUGAAAAACAACUGAAUGAAUUUGUGUGUUUUGUGUUUCUUAAAUGUAUCUUAACGCCGAAAUACCGCAACCUAACCUAACCUAACCUAGGCUAGUCUAACCUAGCCUAACCUUACCUAACCUAACCUAACCUAACCUAACCUAACCUAACCUAACCUAACCUAACCUAACCUUUGUGGCAGUCCUGCAAUGACAUUUUUCGGCGUUACUGUAUUUCGGCGUUGUGGUAGACAGCCGUUUUCUAGCUGUCGGCGUUGUAGUCAAUUUGGCAUUCGGCGUUAUGGUUUUCGGCGUCGUUGUGCGUCCCCGUGCGGACGAGAGAGCGGUGCCGGGACCGAGGUGCGUGGUAGCAAGACUCGACCACUGUCCAGUCGAGCUCCAGCGGGGAGAGUAAAUGAUGGACUUAUGAAAGAGUCAUUAAUUUGUAGACACGCAUUUAAAUUGUUGUAAUUUAGGAAGGAAAAAAAGUGUAUAUAUUAGUCAGUAAAUAAAUCUCUAGUUGAUUAAUUGGGCUAGCCUUUCGGACCUGCAUUCCCACACGUAACAAUAAUAUAACUGUGUUUGAUAUUAAGUGGUUUUACCUCAUCGGUGCGUGUUAUCAAUGGUUUUGAGAGCCUUAAGUACCAAUUUAUAUUUCAGUCCUAGCAUGAAUUGAGAGCGUUAAAUUUUGUGUUGAUACUAUUUUUAAUCUGCCAUUGGUAUGUAGCAUUUAUCGUAUAGCUUUAUGUUAGGAUUUCACUUAUAAAUAAAUAAAAAUUUUGUUUUCCCAAAAUUCGGAUCUAGGGUUCUAGGCUUUUUAGAAAACUAAAUUAAUUUUUACUAAUUAUAUUCUUAAAAUAAUGAGUAAUUUAAUUGAUGGCACAAUCUGUAAACAAUCACUUAUAGAAAUGUUAGAAUUUGCUUGAAAUCAUGCGUUAAAUCACGAAUUUAACCAGCAUACUAUUUUAGGAUAUUGCCUACUUGGGUCCUGUAAACAGAUACAUGGAAAGGCACAAAACUCUCGACAAAUUGGACUAAAAUUGAAUUUCGACACGGUGGAAGAUAUCUUAAAAGUUGGGUUUUAUUCAUAAUAAAACUUUAAGUUUUCAGUAUUUUUAUUUUAUUUUAACAUUUUGUCCUACUAUAAUACGAGGAUCACAUUGAUUAAACUGACAGUAGGAUAUACUUAAUUUUUACAUCUGUGGCUAAAUAACUGUGACAUACACAUGUACGUCUACGAAUAUGUUACCCGACUGUGAUUCUGUGAUUAUUGGUGACAUUCAACAAUGUAUAUGUUAACCUCAAGAUAAAACUUGGAGUGUGUUUCUGAGAGGAGAAGCCUAAGAUGUACAUCAAGUUCUGCCCCCUUUCCGAUUACACCCGAACAAUUCACCUUCGGCCAACUUCGGGAUUUGUUUUAUUUUUGCGCAGGAAAGACGAAUUCAAAUAUUAAAAGUGGUCGGUUAGGUUAGCUACGUUAAAACACUUUAAAACACUAUGGACGGUUAGUUAGGUUAGUAUAGCUACAUUAAAAUAAACAGAUAAAUGUAUAAAUAUAUAUAAAUGAACCCGAGGUUGGCCAAAGGUGAAUAUUCGGGCGUGUUCGGGCAGGGACAGAACUUGAUGUACGUCUUAGGCUUCCCUUCUGAGAGAGCCUGUUGCAGUCGCACGCCGCAGGUUGGCGAACGACCUUGAGCAGUACUGCGUCUUGCGAGCGGAAAUGCAGUGGUUUUCGCUCCACAACACCAGCCGGUUGUUUGGAAAUGGUUUACACCGGUGUUUACCUUGUGCGUCACUCGUGACAUUCAAGUUUAAUCCUAGAUUACAUCAUCUUGCAGGGUUCCACAAAAAAAUUGCUUUUCGACGCAAUUACUCUCGUAUACUUUCUCCGUGGCUGGAAAACAACGUAGAACGUCAUCGUACACAAACGUGUUGGAAAAAUUCCAAAAUUUGAUUUUACAUAUGUAACUUGUAACGAUGAAGCUAAGAUUAACUUUUUUUUUUUUAAUUGCUGGUUUAAGAUUGAUUGAAGCGUAAGAUAAACAAAAUAUUCGACUUGGAAAAGCAACAAAUUUUCCGAAGAUCUAUGAGCUGGAGAAAUAUGUUUACAAACAACCUUGCACAGUCCUUAUUUGGAAAACCAGUGAUGCUUCAGCAUCCCCUCGCAUAGUUGCAUAGAAUUUGUGUUUAUUUUAUUGUAACAGUAAAUAAAGCAACGAACCGUGCUCAGUUUCCUUUCAGUACCGCGACGACAGAACUGAAGCUCAAUGGAAACGCCAUCUAUGCGUCAGCCGUGCUGCGUCAGACGCUACUUAGCGUGCCACAUCCACUAGUCUGACGCAGUGGUUCCCAAACUUUUUCAGCUGGCGACCCACCUUUCCUUAUAGGAGUACCUCCACGGUCUAGCCGACCAUGGUGGAGUAAAAAAACAUUAUUUGUAUCGUAAGGCAUCGCUUCCUAAUGUAUAUAUAAUUUUCCAUCAAAUAUUGCAAAUAUACACAUAUACAUAUUUAUUCCUUUUUUUAAGAUACCGAUUGAUUAUUGAUAUACAAGUUGUGGUCUGAUUUGAAAUUGGUUGACAAAAUAAAAGCACUCUGUAGCAAAACAGUUAUUUAUUUAACAAUAGACAUGUGUUUGCACACAGUUCGAUUUGUUUGCGAUGUUUCUUAUUUUUUUCUGACGGUUUAUUCGAUGGUUUCUGAUGGUUUUAGGAUCGAGUCGCGACCCACCGUUUGGGAACCGCUGGUCUGACGCAUAUGCUUCACGGAAUAUCGCAAUAGAUAUUUGUCAUGGCUCUCAGCUAAACAUUAAUGGAAAUGUGUAAAAAAAAAAAAUGCAUUUGCUAUAUAUUUCUUGAAAUUUUAACUGAGCCAAACCUGUUAUUUUCAUCAUUACACAUUUAUUUGUGUUUGCAUUUUUCUGGUAUAUAUAUAUUUCCCCUCUUUUCAAAGUUACUCAACGAAAAAAACAACACAAUAAUACGAUAAAAAUCUUAAUUCAAAUGUUGUUAGGAAAUAAUUAUCCUCGAGCGAUUUCACAUUUUGUUGUACUCAUCAUGCUUCUUUGUCAUUGGUGAAUAUUGUUAAUGAUUGGAAUGCAGACGGUGCUGUCUGGCAUCAAAAAGUUCAAGUUGGCCGGCUCCGGUCAGAUUUUUGACAUUUUUUUUUCCUCCUAACCUAACAAAAACUAAGUGUGUUUGGGAGGGGUCCGGGUUAAGGAGGGAGAUUUAAGUGCGUCUCAGGCCGAAGCCUAUACGCUCUAAUCAUGCAGGGUGUUAGCCAUGCAGGAGAGGUAGCAUGCAUCGUGUGCUAGGAGGGGAUUGGCCAGCAAUGACUAACUCCCCUCACUGACUAUCCUAGACUAAAACUAGAUAAGUUGGGCCCAGGUUAAACCUGUAUAUACACAGGGGAAAAUCCUGGCCACUUACUUGCGGGAUGCAAAAAUUUCAUGCAUUAAUAUCAGGCAGGUCGGUUACGGUAAAUAUAAGGAUGGUUCUGGAUGAAGAGUUGGACAGAGCGAAAAAGUGUCUAUCUACCAUGCGGGGAGGUUGGGCGCUUGGACUUUUACGUUCGCAUUGUGUUUGGAUGGCGCUGGUUGCUUCGGGGGCGACCUUUUUGUCGUUUCCCGCCAGGCUGCCGGCCAGCCCAGCUCCGGUCAGACAUCCGCUCCACAGAACUACACCGUCAGCACCUGACGUCAUUGUUCACGACAGCCAAUCAAAUGCCAGACCCGCGACUGGCUGUUGUCUGUUGCUUCUUCCCUCCCCCGGGACGCAUCACAACGCCGAAAUACCACAACGCCGAAAUAGGUACACAAACGCCGAAAAAUGUCAUUGCAGGACUGCCACAAAGGUUAGGUUAGGUUAGACUAGGCUAGGUUAGGUUAUAUUACGCUAGGUUAGGUUAGGUUUGAUUGUGGUAUUUCGGCGGUAAGGUACAUUUAAGAAACACACACAAAUUCAUUCAGUUGUUAUUUCGGCGUUGUGGUACACAGCAGUUUUCUAGCUGUCGGCGUUGUGGUCAAUUUUGACAUUCGGCGUUGCGGUAUUUCGGCGUUGUGGUAACGACCCUUCUUCCCCUUCCCUCCUUGCACAUUCGCGUCAUCGCACUAGCAGUCGAACGUGCCGAUACGCGCCCAAUCAGUGUUCCAAAUCGACGCAAUAGAUAGCGCUACUGUAGCCAGCUAGUUAUUUUUUUUUUUAAUUCAUAGAGAGCGUUAACACUUACAAUUAAACAAUAAUUGAUAUGUUUGUGACGGAAUUAAAUGUAUGAAUGAAAUAGUAAAAAAAUAUAAAUUUUUAUUCUUUAUUAAUUGUACUUUUUUUUUCAGGUGAUAUGUUACCACCUGAUCGCUUCUAUAAAACCUGGAUAAAAUUAAAUUAGCAGUUUUAUGUAAAGAAGCACUGUUGUUAUAACGAAACAAAAUCCUUUCAACGUUCUGAAAUUGUACCGAGCAUCCUGGCAACUAAAAAAGUACUGAGGAGUUUUUUUUAUUUACUCCACUAUGCGAGCCUGACAGUUCGAGCUUUAAAAAACUGUUGACAAUUUAUUUUUUAAAGUACAUUCUACCAUCAAGCACUUUCAAUCGCGUUACUUCAUUUUUGGGUUCAUAGGUAUCGUUGUAGUCGGUGAUGGUACGCGGGUAUGGGAAAACAAGGCUGAGUUUCCAGUGUAGUAGUAGUAGUAGUAGUAGCAGCAGCAGCAGCAGCAGCAGCAGCAGCAGCAGCAGCAGCAGCAGCAGCAGCAGCAGCAGCAGCAGCAGCAGGAGUAGUUCUUUUAAGGAGAGAGGUUAAAAAAAUCUUCAAAAGACACCAACGAAAGCGAAUUUGAAGAAUUAGUUGGAGUUGUUAGUGUGGGUUUUUUUGCCCACUAAAAACAACCCUCUCUCUUCUAACUCUCACCAUGAGCAGAGGGCGGCCAGACUGGAGUAGUAGUAGCAGCAGCAGUAGUAGUACUAGCAGCAGUAGCAGUAUUUUUUUUUGGGAGAAAGGUUUAAAAAUCUUCAAAAGACACCAACAGGUGGGAUUGUUGGUAGUGUCAGAUUUUUACUGACUAAAAACAGUCUUCUCUUUCUGCCCUUCUUUUGGGAAGGGGGCCAGACCGGGAACCGCUUUCGCAUUACUUCAGCCUGGCCCAGGUUACGCAGUAGUAGUAGGGUAGUAGUAGUAGCAGUAGUAGGAUCAGCAGUAGUAGUAGUUGUUGCCGGCAGUGCCACAGCUGUCUGUGCGCGCUCCAAUUAGCUCCCUAGUGGGCGGGUCCGUUCUGACUGACGUCACACAGGCCGUUCACCCGCCGCGCGCACUAACUCACUUAGCGAGGCGUCUGGCUUGUUUACCUGCGGCCGCCGCAUCCCAAGGUCGGGAAGCCUUCAUUCCACAGGCGAGAGAGCCACACCCCAAGUUCAUGCUCGCUUUUUUCUAUCUCAUUGUACAAACCGGCGUGGCAUUACAUUUUGCGGUCGAUUAGGAUAGGUUAGCUACAUUAUAAAUGCUUUAAAACAUUGCGGAAGGUUGGUUAUAUUAGGUAAGUAUAGCUACAUUAAAAAAAUACUGUGAAAUCAUUUUAUGCUUGCUUAGCAAAAUAACUUUUUUAAUAUCGUCAGCUUACUUCUAAUACCUCGUAACUCCAUUUUAGUCAAUUUUACAGGAAAACUUGUGAGCUUUUGGAGCACGGUUUCGACUGACAAAGAUACGAGCUUUAUAAUUUGUGAAUAGAAAAGUAGAGUUGACUAACGAGGUUUUAUCAGCAUAUGCACUAUGAAAAAAUAAAAUAAUACACCAAAAACAUCCGGAAUAUAAAACUGGAAAAAUCUGGACUUACGAGGUUUUAGAAGUAAGCUGAUCAUAUGUAGCUAUCCAGGGCUGGGAAACCGUUUACAUGGUUUCACAGUAUCUUUAACGUGGCUAUCCUAACCAAAUCAACCGUCCGCGAUUUUUUAAAGUAUUUAUAAUUUAGCCAACCUAACCUUUUACAAUGAACCAAAAAAAAAUCACCCCGAAGAUGCACGAUCGGUCGGGUGUUUGGCUCUCUCGUCUGUGAAAAAGAAGGCUUCCCUCCAAGGUCGACCGAGCACAAGGUGGCUGGCGACUACGAUCUCCCCGGCUUCUUUGGGUAAGCGAUGCGGGUGACAUUUCAUGAAGCAUUGUCGUUGAAACGUUUCCAACGCGAAAAGGAUUGAGAAUAUGUACAAUACACCCCUUACGAUAUAUUUUACGAGUCGAAAUUUGAAUUGCCAAAAAAGUUUCACUUCUAUCGCGUGUUUUUUUUUUUAAUUUUUAUAUUGAGUUUACUGAAAAACUAAAGUAAUAGCAAAGAUUUAUUUGGAUUUGCACUGGUUCCACACACACAUCCUUACUUAACACUCCCCCUCCCCCCCCCCCGCACCUUUUUGUUCCCAGUCCGUAUCCAAGUGUUACAUGAAGAUUAUCUCCCGUUUCCUUAUUGGUUGUAAUAUAUCAGCAUUUCGACCUCGAGCAUUGGACAUUAAUGCGAUCAAAUAACUGAUAGCUAGCUGCCUGUUGCCAUAUCGAAGUGUGGUAUGCUUAAUAGUUGGUGAUUUUGAAUUUAAAUUUUUGAUAGUUAUUGGUGAGAAAAUAAUGUAGUGAUUCAGGGAUGUUAUUAAUUUUUUUUUUCCUCCGAGCCUGCUAAAGUCAGGGAAUUGUUUUAUGUUUUAUCACGUGCUUGCUAGCCACACUGGUUCGAUUAUCAAGCUCGAAUUCAACUGUAGAACUAUAGAUUUUUAUUGAGUUUGAAAACAAACCAAACUGGACUUUUGACGUGACAACGUCUAAUAAAUCAGUGAACGCCGGCUGCACGCACGAAAAGUGUCCCGUUACGCUGUCCCGUUAAGCUCAUUGUACGCUUGCGCCGCAUCUAUCUGUCUUCCACUCGAUUGGAACAAGCAUCGAUUUGACUUUUUCGAGGCACAUUAAACUUGAAACACUCCCAUUCGUUUCCUACUUUUCCUAUCAUCAUCCUAUCCUUAACAGAAUAACAGAGAUUGGAAGAAGUCAAAUAUUAAACAUGUAUAAAAGUUAUAGUUAAAAUAAUCUGUUCGUUAAAGUAAUAAACAUAUUCGAAUUAAUAAGUGCAAAUAAACGUAAAUUUAUCAAUUAAAUUGUAUAUUUCAUUUCACUCCUUCUUUGUAUCCAGACAAAAUAGUGAUAAUUCAAUGAAAAUGAUUGAAUUUUAUUCAUAAAAGUAUGCAAUCAUUUCAUCAAUGUUUUGUUAUGACGUUGUCGCGUUAAACUAUCGUCUGUAAAACGACUUUGCAGACAGCCGAUUUUUUUUUUAUAUGUUGGAACAUUUUGUUGCAAAAAUGAGGGUGCGAAAUAUUCUCCACUUGUCCGCACGGAGCGGCCAGAUAUGUAGACAGUUAUUUCUUCUUCUUUUUUUUUUUUUUCACCUUCAAGUGUGCAACAUUUAAUCAAGAAGUUCCAAAAUCCUGCUUCAAGGGGUAGUAAAGAGGAUGGAAAUGAUUUUUUUUUUUGUAUUCUCACGUAGACGUGGCCGUUCUCUUGUAUGGAAGCUCAAGUGCAAAAUUUCAAUAAGCUCCGGAGUAAAACUGUAAAUUUUUUACAAAACAAAUCCACAGACAACACUUUUAUUUUUUAUGUACCUAAUACAUAUUUUAGAAGAUUCCCAGCUCUCCAAUUAUUCACAGAAAAACCCCUAAAUGAAAUGCCACUGUUUUCACUCUUUUCAGAGUUUUGUUCCCGAAAUAUUUUCUCUCUUUUUUAUUAUUUCCUUCUACCCUUACCGAUAAUAUUGCUAAAAUACGUAUUCAAAUAAUAACACUAUUUCAACGAAAAAUUUAAUAAUGGGAUGCUUUGGACGAAGAGUGUGAAUAAGCUCAUCUGUUAUGAAUUUCAAAGACCUGAAAACUGAAAAAAAAAAAAAAAAUAUCGCAAACGUUUUAAUUACUAAGUAUAUUCGUCGAUUUGUGGGUUAAUCUUCGUCACGAGUAAAAUUUUGACGUCUAUAAUUUUUUGGGGAGACUGCUUAUCUGAAGAUCUUUCUUGUCGAAAUUGAGAGUUGUCAUGCAGAUAUAUUUUAUGUAUCUAAAUGUUUUUAAUGUGUUAAUUUAUUUAGGUACGCACUUAAUUAUCUUAUCUACAGUGUUUUCAUGUUUAACGUUUAGAUUUAUCAGUUAUAAUUCAAAUACUUAUUGAUGAUAAAAUUACAGUAAUAUUUGUGUGAAAAAUAUGUGACCAUGUGCUCUAUUUUUGUUUUCUUUCCUUUUUAGACCUUUUGUUUUCCUGACUACGCGCAAACAAAAUUCUGAGAAUUUUUUUAUGGUGUGUUGAUUGGGACAAAAAAAAUUGUAGUCACAUACAUUACAUAAUUAACUAUAUUAUAUCUGAUAAUUUCCUAUCGGAUGCGCUAAAGUAGUGCGUAUAGAGCAACGUUUGUGUUUUAGGAGAAAAAAAACUCUCUCAUAUUAGCUCUCGGAAUUUAGAUCAUGUAGAUCAUACACCUGACGGUGCCUUUUCCCACCCUUAGUAUUCCAUUGUGUGUGCAUGAAUAUUGUUGAUGUCAUAACUGUUGCAGAAUCACACACUUAAUUUGAACUAUUUUAUGUGAAAGUUAUCUUUAACUGAGCGAAAGAGAAAAGGAAACCUAUCUUUUGGACCGAGAGAUCGAUCUUGUGUAUAUUUUUAUUUAUGUAAUGUGCGUUUGCGGCGUGAGCAACCGGAACAAACUUUUCUGUUUAUUUAUUUAUUUUCUUUAACUUAACCAAUGGAGUCCCCGUUAGAAGAGGACAUCACGACUUUUACGUGACUGUUUUACACCACCGAUUCAUAAUAUUUUUUUUUGUUGGAUUGGAACCUUUCAAUGGAACCGAGUUGAAAAUGUCUGGCUGAAAACCCUGCCAGUAUUCCUGUUUUACUUAAAUGAAGAAAAAAAAGUAUUGUUAUGAAGUAGCUUGGCUUCCGGGUUGUAGCCGCGUCCUUGGCGAAUAAUUCACCGACGUUUCGGUCGACAUUGCAGUCUCCAUCAUCAUGGGAGCAGUUACAUACUGUAGGUAAGUAGUAGUAGUUAGUAGGUAACUGAUCCCUGAUGAUGGCGACUGCAAUGUCGAACCGAAACGUCGGUGAAUUAUUCGACAAGGACACGCGGCUACAACCCAGAAGCCAAAAGCUUCUUCAGACAAAUGGCCGUGAAAGCCCGGCGAACAUUAUAUUGUUAUGGUUUAAAUAAGCUUGGCGGUGACUAAAUGUACACGGUGUUUAUGCAAAGUCGCUUCGCUUGGGCGCUGAACUUGUUCUUGUCGGCGUCUUUUUUUUUUGUCCUAAUUUAAAAAAAAAAAACCCUGUUGGAUGUUGGGAUAACUUAAAUACGUUACCAAACGCAGUGGUGUAAUGCAGUGUGGUGAAUGGACAGAUAUUGAUACGGGCGCUGUAAACGGGAAGCCUACGAUUCACUCAUCCUUCUGGACAUACCCGAAUACUCACGUUGGCAAGCCUUCUUUUCUUAAAAUUAGCAAGAAGUAAUUAAAAAUACUUUAAAACAUUGUGGAUGGUUGGUUAUAUUAGGUAAGUAUAGCUACAUUAAAAAUACUGUAAAAUCAUUUCAUGGUUGCUUAGCAAAUAACUUUUUAAUAUGUAGCUAUCCAGCGCUAGGAAACAGUUUACAUGAUUUCACAGUAUUUUUAAUGUAGCUAUCCUAACCAAAUCAACCAUCCACAAUGUUUUAAAGUAUUUAUAAUGUAGCUAACAUAACCUAAUUGACCAUUAGUUUUUAUGAGUUGCAUAUUUAUUUACAAUAAACAAAAAAAAAAAAUAAACCGAAGAUGCACGAUCGGGCGUUUGGCUCUCGUCUGUUGAAAGAAGGCUUGCCAACGUGAGUAUUCGAGUAUGUCCAGAAGGACAAGUGAAUCGUAGGCUUCCCGCUGUAAACAUCACGCCUGACAGUUUUUCGCAACCCGCGCGCCGUCUCCGUGCGCACUGGGAGUUGUGUGUCCCGUCUCGCACGUCUGCGAGCCAGCACGUGAGUUGUUGGAGUAGGAGGGGGAGGUGUGUGUGUGUGUGUGUGUGACCUUGACUCGUCGGGCGCGAUGACCAGGCGGGUGUGCGUGUGCCGCCUGAUAACACUCUCGCCUGGUCGAUGAACUCCUGUCCGGCGACGCGUCACAGACCCUACACCGCGCCGCAACGCGCCGACGGCUAGAAAACUGCCGUGCACCGCAACGCCGAAAUAACACUAACGCCGAACAGUGGCGUAGCCAGGAUUUGUGUGUAUGGGGUGUUAAGGGGCCCGCCUCGUCAGGGGUGUGUGUGUGUCGGCGAGGCGGGAUGAUAAGUGCAGUGUCUCCUCUGGACUGGCGCGCAGUCUUCUUGUCGUGCGUAUGAGCGGUGACCGUAACAUUAUAUGGCGGAGAAAUGAAGAUAAAGGUAUUAUUCAAGCCCCUUAAGGGCAGGGUUCCCACGCUCCUUGAAAGUCCUUGAAAAGUGCUUGAAAUAUUUUGAAGUAAUUAAGGGCCCUUAGAAGUGCUUGAAAAAACUUUUAGGUGCUUGAAAGUGCUUGAUAAAGUUUACACUGUAAGUUAUAAUUACGUUGUACAUAUUUAUUUAGGACAAGUUUUUAGUGUGGCACCGUGAUUUAAUUCUACGAUAACUUAUUUAUGGUAUGUUCAAAUAGUUGUCAUUUUUACAUUGAAUAAUGCCUCGUUUUUCGACGGCAUACGAUAAGAUAUCUUCUAUGCACUAUUUUUAUCGGCAGUUAUGGUGUCAUCAGUGUUUUUGUUCUGACAAAUGACGAUCACUUUCAUUUGCUUUGUGUCCAGAUUGUAGAGCAUUACUCUAUGAUUGUCCGUUGCUGCAGCCAUGUUGGAAUUUGCAGUUUGUUGACUUCGUUCUCGUAAAAAUGCAGGGAGGGAAGUGUGUUUUUAGUGAUGCGUGGCUCGCAAACGAUAUUUAUUCAUUAUGGUUAGUGAAAGUGCCUGAAAAAAAUAAAGCAAGAUGUUCGUUUUGUUCAAAAAAUUUUGACAUACGUAGCAUGGGUGAAGCUGCUUUGAAAUGUCAUAUUAAAGGUAAAAAACAUGCUGCUUUCACUGAUGCUGCAACAAAAUCACUUGGAUUGACACAGUUCUUUGGUGUUGAAAACUCCAGCACAGUAAAUGUCAAAGCUGAAGAGAAUAAAAUUAGGCCAGCUUCUGCUUCAGUUGUAGACAGCUGUCAUGUUACAAGUGUUAGUAGUUGUAGUAGCAGUUCCAGUCCUUCAGUAUCUUCACAUUUCAGUGGAACAGAUGUUAUGAAUGCUGAAAUAAGAUGGGCUUUGAAAUGUGCAACCAGUCAUUACUCACUUAAUUCGUGCGAAGGACUUCCAGAACUAUUCAAGAAUAUGUUUCCUGAUAGCAGUAUUGCGAAACAGUUUUCAUGUAGUGCCACAAAAUGUGCAUAUAUGAUAUGCUUUGGACUUGCACCACACUUCAAGGCUGCUAUCUUCAAGACUGCCAAUGAAGUGGAACACUAUUGCCUGUUGUUUGAUGAGAGCUUAAAUCUAUCUAAUCAAAAGAAGCAAAUGGACAUACACAUCAGAUUGUGGGACCCAAACAGCGAUGAGGUAGUUACAAGGUUUUUCACAUCUGUAUUUAUGGGACAUUCCAGCGCAGAAGUAACCCUAUCAGCUUUGCAAGAAGCAACAGAAAAGUUGAAUCACUCAAAACUGCUUAACUUGUCAAUGGAUGGUCCAGCUGUGAACUGGAAGCUAUUUAAUAUUCUGCAAGCUGAAUUAAAAAAGGAUUUUGGUUGCACCUUAAUAGAUGUAGGCAGUUGCACUCUUCACACUUUGAAUAAUUGCUUCAAACAUGGCAGUAGAUCUACAUCUUGGGAUAUUGACAGUUUUUUGGUGAGCAUAUACUGGCUUUUUAAAGAUUCUCCAGCUCGCAGGGAAGAUUAUUUGAAUCUUUCUGUAAACAAAAAACUCCCCUCUAAGUUUUGCAAACAUCGUUGGUUGGAAAAUGUUCCAGCAGCCGAAAGAGCACUCGAAAUUUGGGACGACUUGAAGAAAUAUGUCGGAGAAGUUGACAAGGGACAUCUUACAAAAAUUAAAUGUAAGUCUUACCUUAUUGUUAAGGAGGCAUGUCAGGAUGUUUUGAUGCCAGCAAAGUUGAACAUUUUCCUUUCGGUCGUCAAACUGUUACAACCUUUUCUUACGAAGUAUCAAAGUGACAAACCACUCUUGCCUUUCUUAGCUGAAGAUCUAAGAAAUAUGAUUGUUAGUUGCUUGCAGAGUUUCAAUAUUAUGAGGAAUGAGUACAUUUCGAAAUUAUCUUCACCAUACCAGGUUUCACUCUUUGACUUUAAAGACAGAAAGUGUCUUUUAAGUUCAUGCAAAGUUAACUUGGGGUUCAUUGCUGAUAGACUAGUCAAAGAACUUGUUCACAAAAGGGAAGUUUCAGAAAAAGAAGUACUAGAACUCAGACAUGAAACACAGAAUUUCAUUUUCUUGAUGCUUGAAAACCUAGUGGUAAAAUCCCCAAUCAAGUAUGCCUUCGUUCGAAGCCUUUCGUGUCUUGAGCCAAGAUUUAUGCUAACCGAUAGCCACAGCUGCUACAAGAAGAUGAAGCAGAUUUUGUCAAUUAUUGUAAAGGCUAAACAACUUCAGGAAAAGAUGUGUGAUGAAAUCCUGUUGGAGUAUCAAGAAUUGCUCCGAUAUGCUCAUGAAAACAAAACAGCAUUUAGUGACUUUUCCCCUGAUGUGUCUCGAAUUGAUGUUUUCUUUCGCAAUUACCUUGGUGGUGAGAAAAAGUUUGUGAAACUGUGGCCAGUUAUAAAAAUGCUUUUAAUUUUUUCACAUGGCCAAGCAGCUGUAGAGCGAGGGUUUUCUGUUAAUCGCCAUAUAGAAGUGGAAAAUCUAAAGGAAGAUUCGUAUGCAGCAAAGAGAUUAACCAUUGAAGAGGUCAGAAAAUGUGGCGGUGUUACAAAUGUUCCUCUAACAAGAGAGUUGCGGGCUUCUGUUGCAGCAGCUCGUCAGAAGUACAUGUCAUACUUGGAAGAGGAACGCAAGAAAAAAUCUAAUGCGCUGGAAAAGAAACGUAGUCUUCAGUUAAGUGAGGAGUUAGAAGUUCAUAAAACAAAGAAGAUUCGACUACAACAAACAAUAGACAGUCUCCAAAAAUCUGCCGAUGAACUUGCUGAGCAGGCAGAAAAAACUGAAAAUGUGAAUUUGAUUAUCCAGUCAAACAGUUUUAGAAAGACAGCUAAAGAAAAGUUACUUGAAAUUAAAAAGAUAGAAAAGAAAAUUCAAGAAGUAUCUGAAAACAUGAGGAGAGUAAAAUAAUCAAAAUUGUUAUAUUUUGUUGUGCUAUAUUAAAUAUUAAUAUCAUGAACCUUUGAAAGAUGUACUGUAAACUGUCUAAUAUGAGUACAUUCCUAUUUUGUAGUAGUAAUGAGUAAAAAGUGCAUUAAUAUUAUUAUCUUGAUAUGCAACCUGUAAUUAUAUGUGCGUGUAGAUGUAAAACUGUGCAGUAACUUAGCAUGUUGUAAAUUAUGCAGUUGAUAAAUAUUUGAUAUUGCAUCAUUGGUAUGUAUUUUUGCCACACUCUUAAACAUAGCAUUGUUAUGAACAGGAAUUCUGUAAUAAUGGGACUGUCAAGGUUAUAGUAUUUGAAGUUAGGAAUUCCAUGAGUGCUAAUUCAAUAUUCUUAAAUUUAAAUUCCUACCAAAUACCUACCUAACCAAAUGCCUACCUAAAUAACUUACUAUAAUAAUUGUGAACCAGUUCGGUAUAAUGUUAAACUCAGCCAAUUUGCAAUGUUACUGUCCCUCCGAUAAGCUUUUAUCUUUUUGUUUAUAAGUAAUAGACAGGAAAAAAAAACAAUUCUGCACAUGUUCAUAAUAUAACUAUAAGUACUAAAAUUAUUUCAUAAUAUUUAAGUCCUUGAAAUUUUGGAAAAAGUCCUUGAAAGUGCUUGAAAAGUGCUUAAAUUUUUUCAUCAAAAAGGAGUGGGAACCAUGAAGGGGAUUGGUGCACCAGCAUCGUAUUAUAAAAAACAAUAUAUUUGUGAAUGAUUCAGCUGCUAGAGAAGAUUUGAACCAUUCUGGUGUAAAAUUUAUUUUUUUAUUUUUUUAUUUUAAUUAGAUUAUUGCUGAUUUUCGGGAAUUUUUUAAAUUCAAGCUUUAUUAAAAAACUAUAAAGAAUUCAGUGGUAAAACUUUCGCAGAUAAAUUUUCAGACACGGGAGAUAUGACUGUGAGCAUUAUUUUAUCUGUAAUCAUUAUUAAUUUAACGUAUUUACAAUUUAAAUUUUAAUAAAUGAGCUGCUACGAAAUUGCGUGAUAUUCAUUUGCGAAUUUAAUAACAUUCGCGUUUUCAUUUGUAAUUCAAACGCCUACAUAUCUGUCGGCUGAAUGAUUGACUUUAUUUUAGUCUUUAGCUUAUUGCAGUCGGACCUAAAGUAAAAACGUAGCUGUAGAUGUUUGAGCCGCGUGCAAGCUCGGAUACGAGAAAUUAUGGAGCGCGCUGGACAGUAGUGACACCUUGCGACAGUUUCCCGAACUUGUUGCAGCCCGUUCCCACCCUGCCACAGCUGUCUGCUGUUUACGAAGGGGAGACGGGAUUUCGCGUGAAACUGAUAUGAAGUCAACGUAUUCAUUUUCAGUAGAUAAGAGAACGUGUUUGGUCUAGCUCGGCGUAUAAUUGAAUGGUUAUUCUCUGUUAUUAUUGAGCACAGUGAUUUAGCUAGAUGUUUUUUGUUGUAAGCGUGAGAUUUAUUCAGGAAUAAAAUGCCGAAGAAGCAGAGUACACAAAAGAACAAAACUAUCGAAAGCCAUUAGAGCGCUUAGAAAAAAGAAUAAAGAAAGAUAAGAUAUUAUUUUAUUAUAGCUUUUUUUGCCAUACAUUUAUUUUUCAGAGUUGCGUAUGUACAACGCGAUGGACGCGAUGCGACAACAAAAAGAUGUGUAAAAUUGUAAACAUGUUUUUUUUUCCAGCAAUGCGUGAACCAUUCAUAAACUAUACUCAACAUGUAUACGUAUAAUUACGUUUGAAUUUUUUUUAUGAGAGGCAUCAAUGUUAACAAGUUUUUUAAGCCACAAUAGACUUUUUUCAGAAAAAUAAGUGUAGCAGAAAACACUCAACAUAGUCUCACACAAAAUCAGUUUACAUGAAUGCAGUUUUAAGAAGUAAGCUACGUAAAUAAUAGUUAAACAUUAUUUAAUAUCUGCUGGUAACGUUUCCAAAGUAUCAGCUUCGCCUUCAUUCACGAACAAUAUUCGUGAGCUUAUUUAUUUAUUUUGCUGGCGUUUCGUUGGUGACUGUUAGGACUGCAAAAUUAGUAAACAUUUUUCACCCUAUCCUGAGUUAAAUAUAAGUGUGCGCGGUUAGAUGAGGACCUAGAUGUGUCUCAUGCUUACGCCUUUACACUCUACUCAUGCGGGGUAUUAACCAUGCGCGUAAGGGCGCGUUGCCAAUGACCUGUAGGAUAGUCUCAACAAUCCUCUACGGACUCGAAAAAUGUCACCUGCUCAUUGGCUACUUGACUUGUGACAACUGUUUGUUGUAAUGCCUGUGAUUCAUCGUUGAUUUUGUUGAGGAGUUUUCAGUGAUUCAGAGCCUCCCAUUUAACUGUGGCCGUAUUGAAGAAGCAGUACACAUGUUACAUGCUUGAAUUCAUAGCGAAUGGAAACCACAAAUAUUUACUGAUGUAGUGGUUGGUAAAAAAAAAAAAAAAUAUUAUUCGUAUCGCGUCCAUCGCUUCGCGCCAUGUUGGCUCCUAUAUUAUAUGGAUUUACAAAAUAUAACGAUUCAUUUACGACACUUAAGAUAAGGUGUGUAGGAUUUUAAGAAUUCACUUGAAUUAAUAUUUAAGAACAUAUUUCAGGAUAACUUGUGAAGACGCUCGUACAGACGGCACCGGUUGUGAUGACUCAUUGUUACCAGAGCAGGUAUAUACGAAGUGGCAUGUGAAACCUCAACACAACUCGAAAAUCACUAAGUGUUACAUUGAAAUGUGUCCGCUACAAAUGUUCAGGAAUUAUAAUUUUGAAAUCGAGUAGAAAUAUUCCUGCAAUUAGCAUUAGGUAUAUUUUAAUAGACAUUGAAAGCGAAUCAUUAAGUAGCUUCAAAAUCCAAAUACCAGAAUACAGAUAGUCUGUAACAAAACAGACCUCACCGACUAGAUAUGGUCCAGAUUGUUAAUACUAACACAUUUGAAAAAACUGACCAGUUACUGAAUAUGUUUAAAAUUUUUAAACCUGUUUAGAUGAUUGGUGAUGUAAUAAUGUCUCUUGGAAACUACAUAAGAUUUUAACUGCUUUUAUUUCUCCAUAAAUUCGCAAAUCACCAUGGCGGCCAUUUUACGAUCACGAUUUAGUUCUUAAAUUUUAAAUUAGUUUAUUUGUUGAGAGCCUGGUACAAUGUGUCUGACCACUAAAGCGAUCCGAGCCGCAUAGUGUAUACUACUGCGAGGUUGCUGAAGUAGGCUCGGGUCGGGACGAAUUUCGCUGUGAAGAAACAAAGGUUUUUAAUACAUGUAAAAUCAUCCCAAAGCCGAAAAUUUGUACAGUAGUAGAAUGAACAUUUCUUAGUAACACGUCAAAAGUUUAAGUACAGCCGCAAACCUUGUGCGUCACACCAGGGGCGCAACAACAAGGGGGGGGGGCAAGGGUAUUUUGCCCCCCCCCCCCCCCUCUGAAACAUUGAAGUGGGGGCAAACGGGGGCAAAGAAAGUGCUGUGUAAUCAAUUUUUAGAUAAUAAAACUGCUUAAAUAGCACCAUUUUCCACCUUGAAAUACAAAUUUUCUAGGGGGAGGACCCCCGGACCCCCACGCUUCAAUAGGGGGGAUCGAUGAUUCUUUAUAAAAAGGUAUAUUCCCCCCCCCCCUUUGGAAAUUUAGUUGUUCCGCCCCUGCGUCACACCAAAAACGAGCAGUUAAGUACAAAAUGACAAUUUUUUGAAACGAUCCACAAUAAUGGAUAUUGCUAAUGCAGUUUAUGGAGUAGACCGUCAGUAUGGAACCAAAAAUAAUCUAGAAACAUUGCCCUAUCUGAGGAUAGUGAUAAAAAGCACAAAGUUUAAACAUGUUUCUAUAAAAUAGACCUUUUAAAUCAUUAAAGGUAACGAAUUAACUUUCAUUCAAUUUUAAGGAAAUAUAAAUACAUCUUACAUAAACUUAAAGAGCCCAACGUGGAAAUCGCUUGAAGUAAACGUUGUUGCAUAUUUAUUCAUCUUUAAAUUGGUAUAUUUUUUAAGUGUCUCAUACAAUUAGUCUGACCACUAAAGCGAUCCGAGCGCGUAGUGUAUACUACUGCGAGGUUGUCGAAGUAGGCUCGGGUCGGGACGAAUUUCGCUGUUAAGAAACAAAACUUUUUAAUACAUGGAAAAUUAUCCCAAAGCAAAAAUUUUGUACAGUAGUAGAAUGAACAUUUCUUAGUAACACGUCGAACGUUUACCGAUGAAACCUUGUGAUCACACCAAUAAUGAGCAGUUGAGUCCUUAAUGAUAAUUUCUACAAUGAUCCACAAAAAUGUUUCGUAAACUUAAUAACUUUAAUACUUUUUUAAGUCGGUUCUCAUUAUGACACCAAUGUAAUAUAAAAGAAUGCCCUACAUGGUAAUUGUGAUAAACACCUCAAAGUUUAAACGUCAUAUUAUUAAAUUGGUAAUUUUAAUCAUAAAAGGUAAGAAAAAAAUAUAUUUUUAUAGAAAUUUGACUACAUGUUACAUAAAUUAAAUAUGUUGAGCGUAGCGUCAAAAUCACUUCAUAAAUAUUGUCUGUGUGUGUGUUUUUUUUUAAAGGUUUAAAUGUGUAUAUUUUGAGUGUCUGGUACAAUAGUCUGACCACUGAUGUAUUUCAAGCUGCGUAGUGUGUGUGCAGCAGUGUUAAAGUCGCUCGUGCUGGGACGUUUUUUGCUCCAGAAAACUAAGGUUUUUAAUGUAUGGUAAUUCCAGACUGAAUUUUACUCUGAAAGAAUAAAAGUUUCCUAACUACAAGUGAUUUUUGCUGCAAACGUAGAUAAAAAUCUUCCAGGAUGCGAUUUGCUUAGGUAAAAGUGUUAGUAUGAUAAAUUCUUUAAUUUCUAAAUUAUUAAUAAAUAACAACAAUAGAACUUCCCAGAAAGUUGUGAUAAACUGACGAUAUUGCGCGAGUAGCAGACCCGUACGUGACUACAGAGAAAGGCUAUUUUCCUUGACCGUUAGGAUUUCUGGGACAAACACCCUCUCACAGCUAGGGUCAUAAAAUACGGUCAAACUCUUGCAAAAACAUCCACCACCGCUCUUUGCCACUAGCAAUUCAACGAAGUAAGCUAGGCGCAGCACUCCAAUGAAUUAACUUAGAAAAAAAAAAUACUAAAUAUGUAAUUCUAUCAAUACAUUUUACAACACAACUUAUGUUUUAUUUAUUUUCUGGAAAAAAAUAAUAUUAUCAUACGAAUUAUGUUAUAAAAGUGACAAAACUCAAUAAGUACAUUUACGGUGUAUGGUUUUCUUCAAUUAUGUAGUAAACUAAUUUUAUACAAUGAAAUAUAUAUAUAUUAUAAUAUAGGCUACAUUAAAAUUUUGCAUAGUUCUGAUCGAAAAUAAUAUAGUGUACUAGCUGCCCGACCCGGCUUCGCACGGUUGUAUUUAUGGGGGGGAAAAUGAGACCAAAUCGAAUAGCACCGAUAGUUUCCCGACUCUCGAGCACGCAACGUUGUCAUGGAAACGAAGUACCCACUGUUUCCCGGGCUUAAACACCAAUCAACAUUGAUAAUCAGUUUAUUAUUAAUUAUAAAUUAUUAAGACUAUUAAUCGAAAUAAAAACCACCCUAUCUCUCAAGUUGGAAACAAUUACACAUAAAUGCCAAUUUUCAUCGAAAUCGGUUGACUUGGUAAAGAGUUCACUGGACCUUUUUAGAAAUCAGAUGUAGUUAGUAAUUGUCUUCUUAAUUUGAAUAAUUUAUAUCACUUUCAAAUCCCGACCGACUUUGUUCUACCAGUGUAUAGUUAUUUACCUGUAUAUAUCUAAAAAUUGGUGGUCUGUAUUUAAUGAGUGAU
Molecule: messenger RNA, 23452 nt
Organism: Bacillus rossius redtenbacheri
Lineage: Eukaryota; Metazoa; Arthropoda; Insecta; Phasmatodea; Bacillidae
Exons: 2
Coding region: 15339-17756 (805 amino acids)
Source: RefSeq, a predicted model, not a curated record